This is a messenger RNA of Dreissena polymorpha, 4015 nucleotides long. RefSeq names its product beta-1,3-galactosyltransferase 5-like. NCBI's taxonomy places the organism in Eukaryota, Metazoa, Mollusca, Bivalvia, Myida, Dreissenidae. Gene Ontology annotation, cellular component: membrane. The record is from RefSeq and is a predicted model, not a curated record. Gene Ontology annotation, molecular function: hexosyltransferase activity. Bases 944 to 2017 code for a protein of 357 amino acids. The transcript has 2 exons.
CGUGGGUCAAGACGUUCAACGUUUAAACAGCAGUGUUUUGCUGUAGGUUCGGUUUUUCCAUUCAGAUGAUUAAAUGUUAUCAUUUUUUUCGUAAACAACGUAUUAAUUCGCAGAUAUUUGUGGACGGAGUAUUUAUCAAUUCGGUAUAUAGUUCACUGCGGUCUCUAAGAAGUUGACCAAUAACGACACCAAUCUGAUUUGAUUGUGGAUUUCUCACCUGUUGUGACUCCACGGGAUUAUGUAACAUCACCCAAGUACCAAUCGCAUGCAGUUCUUAAAGUCAGUGAUAGUGUUUCUUCGCUGACAUCAACUUGGCAAUUUUGCAAAAUCGAUCCAACAAGUAAUGACAAGUACUUAUUGCUACGACAGAUGGAAAACUAAGUGUUUACGAUGAUCUUUCAUAAACUAACGAGCUUGGAAACACUGCGCAAUUAGUGAUAUCAAUGUAGCGAAGCCAAGAUUUGUUCAUACACCGCCCCUUGGAGUAGGGACAUAUUAAGCACUCGGAAGCUGAGUAUUUCACUACACUUAUGCAUGAAUCGCAGCUGGUUUAAUUGUAACAGUGCACUACGCGAUCAUCAAUUGGCGUAACCAUGACAUAUCAGUGAUCAAAAUAACGACUUCUCAUUGUCAAGUGUGGGAAUACUCAAAGUCGGAUUCUAUCACAUGUUUGGGACUGAAAGGUUAUGAAAAUACAAUAUGCAAAUGACGACGGCUUAGAAGAAGUAUUGUUGAAAAAAUACGUUUGAAUAUCAACCGAGAAUUUUAACAGGUUUAAACGGAAGGCGUUACUAGCCAAGUUUCUAUUAAAUAUUCGUCUCGUGGUUAUAAUACAAAGUAAGCAUUUAUGAAUUUCGCAUUUGCGGAACUAUAUUCCAGAUAGUGAAAAUAAUUUUAAUUACGAGAGUUGUUUGAUAACCAUUUAUACUUCGUGGAAACAAAAAUGUUGCCAAGACAUCCGUUGAUUUUGAAGAUCACAACGAUCUGCACGACGGUGGUUCUCGCCGGUGUGUUGUUCUACAACCGGAACCCCAACACCGUCGUCCACCGGCGGCUGAUGUACCUGCCAACGAUGCAGGUAGGCCGCUACUCAUUUAGUGACAUCACAGCUCUCGUCCAGGAGCUCAACGCCAUCCAGAAUUCUCCGCCGACGACGACGACGGAGGAACCCAUACAUGCGAUCGAAACUUACGUCGACGGCGAAGCUAUCACGUUCGACAUUGACGCCGAGCCGUGUUUGAAAAGUCACUACCUUCUCAUAUACGUACAUUCCGAUCCCGGAAACGCCGAACGACGUCGCGUCAUACGUACCACUUGGGCGUCGAACGAAAUAUUGAAACUUCAUGGCGCUAAGUUAAUUUUUGUUACCGGUCAGGUGGAAACUUUAGAUAUGCAAGCAUCGUUAGAUUUCGAGAGCCAGCUGCACAAAGAUAUUAUUCAAGCAAACUUUACAGACACGUACAGAAAUUUGACGUACAAGGCUAUUUCGGGUUUGCGCUGGGCGCAGGAAAAUUGCCCCAAUACAACAUAUGUGUUAAAAACGGAUGAUGACAUUGUAGUUGAUAUCCAUCGCGUCGUGCGGCUAAUGAAAGCUUACAUCGAAAAUAAAUGGGGCAAGAAAAACAUCCUUGCCGGAUACAUAUGGCCACAUAUGAACGUGGACAGAAACAAAAGCAGUAAAUGGUACGUUUCACCUGAAGAAUUUCCCAAACCAUUUUAUCUGAAAUAUUGUUCCGGCUCUUCCUAUCUUAUGAGCACGGACGUCGUUGCAAAGUUCUAUACAAACUCACUUACGGUGCCAUUUUUCUGGAUUGACGAUUAUUACGUAACCGGCAUGCUCGCGAGUGCAGCUGGAGUCACGCCUACGUCAUUAAAUGAUCGAUACAUAUUAGAAAACAACGCUGACAUGGCCGCUUUGCUUCAAAACGAUUCAAAAACGCGUUUUGUGUUCGUACAUUCUCCAGAUACGAUAACGUCGAACUUUGUUUGGAAAAAGUUCUUGGAGCGGUGGGGCUAAUCUCCAUGUUUCGAUCUAAAAUUGUUUUCCGAUUGAAUAUACGAACACUUUUUAAAUGUGUGGUUUCGGCACAUCAGCCGUCCAAAAAAAGCGUGUUACUACCGUUGAUGAUAUUUAGCGGUCCAAUCGGGUAUAAGUUCAUAACUGUUGUCGGUGAUAACUUUUGUUGUGUAAUUUUUUUUAAUCCUUCAUUCAUGCCAUAGUUGACGGAAUAACACCUCAAGGACUGAAACGAAGAUGUUUUUCCACAUUACGGAAAACAGCAAACGUUUGAGCCUCGCUCAUGGAAAACGGGUAAUAAUGGAUUGAAGUAAAGUGCUGUCUCAUAUAAGCCUGUGCAGUCCGUAAAUGCUUACCAAGGACGACACGUUCUGUCUAGACUGAAUUUUUGCUAAUAAGAAACUUCCUUUAAACAAAAACUGCAUUAGAAAACGCAAAGUGUCGUCCCUGAUUAGCCUAUGCUAACUGCAUUGGCUAAUCUGCAUAAACUUGUCCCAUGUGUAUUAAACCCUGUUUUCCGACAGCGAUGGUCAUAUGCAAUAUUAUGACGUCAGUUUGGUUUAUUCCCAUGCCGUCAUUGUAUGUUUAUCGUCUUUCAAUCAUGUUUACAGUGUGUUUUCGAAAUAAGGAUUGGAAAGGGGAAGGUGAAGAUGAUGAGAUCAAAAGAACACCAGAAGUGUUGAAUACAGAUAAGUUUAGCUGAUGGGCAUGAUAACCUGCUCCACGUACCAAAGUGCGUGGUUUUAGUUUCGAGCCCCGCUUAAUAAAGUUAUCUGUAUUCAACACAAAGCUGGUAGAUAUUAUUCUAUAUACAUUUGAAUCAUACACGUCCGUAAAUCAUAUUUCAAAAGUGCGCAAGUGUGUGUGUUUUCACAUAUUUUAUUUUACAUGUUGUAGUGUGAAAUGUCUUGAUAUUUAUUUUUUACCUACAAACAAGUGUUUUGAUUGUGAGAGAAUAUCUUUGAAAUUAUACUUUUCAAACAUUUCAUUAGCAUAAAACAUUCAAUUUUAAGUAUAUAUAUGUUGUAACGUAAGCUGUUUAAAAGAAUCAAGUAAAUAAAAAGAGUAUUUUUAAUUUAACAUAUUUAUGUCUUGCGUCUAGGAAAAGGGUCUUUGCAAACAGCGUAGACCCAGAUGAGACGCCGCAUGAUGCGGCGUCUCAUCAGGGUAUGCGCUGUGUGCUUAAAGGAAUUUCCGUAAGAAAUGUUGUAAAUAUAGAAAUAAAUAAAAUUAAAUAUAUAAUUAUUUAUAUGAAUGUAAAACCUUGUUAGCACUAUAGAAUUAACAAUUUAGUCCAAUCUUCAUGAAACAUUUUUUGUAAUGAUAUUUGGGCUUAUAUAAAAAAUUAUUUCCGUCCGUUGAAAAAAAGGUUCACGGGGGGAGGGGGGGGGGGGGCUUGACAAUACUCUUAUAUGGUUAUAGUAAAAACUUGUUAGUAAACUGUCGAGAAGUCAAAUUUAUUGUUCAAUCUUGAUGGAAGGGGGGCGCUGCAUUUCUCUCUCUCUCUAUAUAUAUAUAUGUCUAUAGUUAAACCUUGUUAACACUUUUAGAAGUCACAGUUUAAGUCCAAUCUUCAGGAAACUUGGUCAGUAGUUUUUUUAAAGUCCAUUCUUCAUGAAACUUGGCAGAACAUUUGUAGUCCAAUCGUCAUUAAACUUUGUCAGUAGAUUUGUUUUAAUUAUAUCUGGGCUGAGUUCGAAAAUAGUUCUUGUCCGUUGAAAAACAUGGCCGCCAGUGGACUUGACAUUUUCCGUUAUAUGGUUAUAGUAAAACCUUCUUAACCCUCUAGUUGAAACCUUUGCCAAGUUUUAAAAAUGGUUUCAGUAGCAUUUUUAAAAUUGCUGAGAGCAGUUCAGUUUACUGCAUCAUCAGGUGAGCAACCGAUAGCCGAUGGCCAUCUUGUUAGUUUACUUGACUUCCGGUGGUAACUGCAUAUAUAAAAUGUUAUCGGUAGAUGUGCGUUAUGUGGUUUUAUUUGAUUAAAAUAUAAUGUUGUCA